CACUAGGGUUUCUAGGGUUCUUGUUUGCCCAUGGCGCUGGCGAAUGCUAGCGCCAGAGGACCGCCGCGGCGCGCUGGGGGUGGAUUGGCGAUCGCCUGAGCUGCAUUGCUACCGUCGUCGACAUGGUGAUCGCCUUCAAGCUCAACAAGAAUGGAUCGCGCUACAUGCCCAAGCUGGAGAGGAAGGAUCCGGCGGCAGCGUCGGCAAUUUCGAGAGGCGGAGGCGAUGGAGGCAGCAGCAACAAUGGAACGAAGCUCAAGCGGGACGAGAUGUUGCGUGGGAAAAACCAGGGAAGCACGACGACUUCCGAGGGAGAGGAUUCCCAUUGUGAUAAUUUUGAUCCAUCGUUUUCUGUGAAUUUAUUUCCUGAUGGAUUCUCGAUUGGAAAGCCCACUGAGGACGGAAAGCCUCCUCCAUUUGGAUACGAGCUUCCAGAGCUUGUCUAUCCAUAUGAUCGCACAAGUGAUAGCUUCCUAAGGGCAAUUGAUUGUGGAUGGCUUCCCAGUGAAAUGCUGGAAGACAUUCCCUGCACAUAUAUGGAUGGCUGCGUUGCUUGCGAGUUAAGGGAUUAUCGGGACAGUGUACCCUCGACUUUUGCAAGGCAGGAACUGAUAAACUGGAAGCCAAAAGUGCAUAAAGUCUUACUUCGUCCAUCUACGGAGACAAUUGUCAAGGACGUCGUCGCCAUGAGCGAUGAAACAUGGUCUUACAGGGAUCUUCUGGAAGUGGAAUCAAAAGUACUGAAAGCAGUGAAGCCAUCUCUUUGUCUUGAUCCUUCACCAGCGGUUGCUGCCAGAGCUCAUGUUCAUACAUACAAUCGGCUGAAAUUCAACAUCGGCCUUGGAUCUCGCCGUUAUAGGACUUCUAAAACUGCACUGAUGGAUAGGCGUGUUCGUUUGGCCGCUACAAGGUCUUUGCUAAGACACGAAAGCUUUAAAAGCCCCGACAAAGUAGACACGCCUGCAGGGGAGACAAAGUCGGACCACUCUGUGGAAAUCAUUCAGGAUCUGGCCGCCGGUGGCGUGCAAUCGAAAAUUACAAACGCUUCUCAGCCACCAGCGCCUCCACCUCUAUUAUACGACGUUCUUGGGAAGAGAGAAAGGGAGCCGGUCGUGAAGCUGGAAGCAAAUAAGAAACCGAAACCUGCAGCCUUUGAUUUCAAGAAUGCCAGGAAAGAUGACAUGUUCAAGUGGAAGAGUGCAGCCUAUCAGAACAAAGCAGCUGCGUCAAAAGCUACUGGAAACAUGGCUUCGCCAAAUGUGAACAGCCCGAGCACUCCAGUGAAAAGUCCAGGACCCGUCAAAAUUGAGCAGCCUCAUGUUUAUCAGCCACAGCCACCUCAGGUUCCUCCAGUUCCGGCAUCUGUUCCAGUUUCAGUUCCACUUUCGGCUCCUGUCGCUGCUCCAACUCCGGAAAGGGAGGCUUUGGAUAGGCUUUCUCUUUUGGUUUCGUCCAUUCAAAGACACGGUUUGCAUAAGAGGGAAAAGAAGGUUGAUCAGCCUCCACAGCCAUCGACGAAGACGCCUUCUUGGCAGUUGCUGUCUGUGGCACUGGCGGACACAUCGGAUGACUACCAAGAGCCUAAAGGGAAGAAAAGUCUGGCUAAUUCUCUGGUGGCUGGUAAUGUCAACGGAAAGAAAACUCGUUGUCUAAUGUUUGAGCGGACGGAACGUUUUUACCAAAGUAAGUACCAAAUGCUGGGAGGUCAAACGUAUCCAGUCAUUGUACACACUACAAAGCUGAGGCUUCUACUUUGCGGGCGUGCCAAGGACCCCAUGGUCGAAGCUGUUGUACAGAUAGAUGACGGCCAAGAAGAUGACGUAAAUAAUGCCCAACUUCCAUAUACUGUUCUUCCAACAAUACCUAACGCGGACAUGGCAGACCUUUUUGCCAAGCAAUACAUAGAUACGCUCGAAAAGGAAGGUUUUGUACUGAUGGACGACAAUAUACAAGCUCCGUCGGGUCCCCGUGGUUCCGCAACAAUGACCGCAGCUAUGGCUCGGCCCAUGCCCGCUGGAGCGUCAACCUUUGGUCAGCAGCAGCUAGCUUCUCCACGGAUGAUGAUGAGCCAGCAGAUGGCUCAGAUGCAGCAGCAGAUGUCCGCAGGCGGAGCCAUGGCAGCAGCUGCGAGAAUGCCACCUCCAAACAUGGCGGGCAACCGACUUGCAUACAACUUGCCUCAGUCAACAGCCGCUAAACCACUGCAGCAAAUCGACUCGCAGCUUGUAGCUCAGCAACAGCAGCAAAUGCAUUUGCAGCAACAGCAACAGUUCCAGCAGAGGCCGCAACUUAUGAACCAGAUCACGUCGCAGCUGCCAGGAUCAAUGAUGCCGUACCAGCUCAUUCGCAACAAUCCCGCUCUACAACGGAAAGUUAUGCUCCAGAACAGCAUGGGGAGUAUCGGGCCUGGACAAGCCAACCUCAACAUGGUGGGGAUGAAUCCCAUGAACAACGUGCCUGGCAUGGGUGGGAUUGGCAACAUUGGCGCGGCUGGAAUAUCGGGACUGGGCAUGGGACAGGUUCCAAACUUAAUGAACCAGCAGCUCCGUCCGGGCAACAUGACUCACGCUCAAGCACAGUAUAUGCAGCAAAAGCGCUUCGCGGCCGCGGGGAGAGCUCCUCGGCUCAUGGGGAACAGCAUGACCGCGGGCCUCGGUACGACGGGGGGAUUGAAUAUGCUGGCAUCACAGCGGGGGAACUUGGGUGUUAUGCGAGGCGCUGUGCCGAGUCCGGGCAUGGGACCUCCGAAAACGCCAGCUUCCAACAUGGCUGCGCAGUAUUAUAUGAACCAGCAGCUCCUACAACACCAGCAGCAGCAGCAACAGCAACAACAAGCCGCCGCACAACAGCAGCAGUUUAAUCAGCAGCAGCAGCAGCUCCAACAGCAGACGCCACAACAGCAGCAGCAGCAGCAGCACUUGAAUGCUCAGCAACUAAACACGCAGCAGCCACAGCAGCAGCAACAACAACAGCAGCAGCAGCAACAGCAGCAGCAGCAGCAGCAAUUGACACAGAUGACUUCCCAGCAACAGAUGGCAGUGAAUUCUCUACAACCAGUCGGACAGCCGCUAAACCAUCCCAGUCCACAGCAGCAGCUGGCACAAGCGCAGCUCACGAGCGUUCCACAAGUAACAGGCCUUUCUCAACAGCAUCUCAUCAACCAGCAGCAGCAGCAGCUCCAGCAGCAGCUAACUCCCCAGCAGCAACAGCAACAUUCCCAGCAGCAGCAGCAGCAGCAACUAAGUUCUCAAGCACAACUUAGCUCUCAAGCACAGGUUCUCAACGCCCUACUCUCCUCGCAAGUUGGGACGAACAGUGGUGGAGGAGGGGCCGCGUUCUCGGUUGGAACUCCACUGGCUGGAACUCCAGGGAUGGUGGGAACUCCAGGCAUGGUUGGAACUCCGACUCCUUCGAGCCCGCAAGUGAGCUCACAGACGAUUGGAUCCGCGGCUGGUGCUAGUGCUACGAUCCCGAGCUCGCCGAUGGAGAUCAACCAAGUUCGAGCUUCUCCAUCACCAGCGCAAACGUCGUCCUAGACAAGGAAUUUUUUCUCUAACAGUGUUUCUCUACAGAUAAACGUUUCCAACGAUAGAAAUAGACACGUUAAGUAACCCUUU
Messenger RNA from Selaginella moellendorffii, 3617 nucleotides. Its product is annotated as chromatin modification-related protein eaf-1-like. The record is from RefSeq and is a predicted model, not a curated record. Gene Ontology annotation, cellular component: SAGA complex. Gene Ontology annotation, biological process: regulation of transcription by RNA polymerase II. The coding region runs from base 123 to 3536 and encodes 1137 amino acids. The transcript is spliced from 11 exons. Lineage: Eukaryota; Viridiplantae; Streptophyta; Lycopodiopsida; Selaginellales; Selaginellaceae. Gene Ontology annotation, molecular function: transcription coregulator activity.